Fonsecaea multimorphosa CBS 102226 is the source of this 816-nucleotide messenger RNA. RefSeq lists its product as uncharacterized. Lineage: Eukaryota; Fungi; Ascomycota; Eurotiomycetes; Chaetothyriales; Herpotrichiellaceae. Gene Ontology annotation, biological process: sterol biosynthetic process. The coding region runs from base 1 to 816 and encodes 271 amino acids. The transcript has a single exon. Gene Ontology annotation, molecular function: sterol 24-C-methyltransferase activity. Gene Ontology annotation, cellular component: endoplasmic reticulum. The record is from RefSeq and is a predicted model, not a curated record.
AUGGCAAAAGAGCAAGCCGUCUAUUCUCACGGCCACCACAAAUCGGUGGUCGAAGACCAUGCCCGUCGAACGGCCCAAGACUCGGCAGCGUUUCUUCUUCCCCAUAUCAAACCCAACCACAGCAUUCUAGACGUGGGUUGCGGUCCCGGUACCAUCACUGCAGAUCUCGCGACCUUCGUACCUGAGGGCAAGGUCAUCGGCGGAGAUGCCGUCGAGUCUGUCCUCGAACAGGCGUCCCAGUACGCCUCGUCAAGGGGCCUGACGAACCUCACAUUUCAAAAGAUCGACGCCAAUGCCUUACCGUUUGCGGACAACACCUUUGACAUUGUCUUUUGUCAUCAAGUCCUGCAACACGUCAAAGACCCCGUCGCCAUAUUGAAGGAGAUGCGGAGGGUCGCCAAGCCUGGUGGUAUCGUGGCCGCGCGAGAAGCAGACUACAAAUCGUUCGCUUGGUACCCAGAGACUCCCGAGAUCGCGCGGUGGGCUGAACUCUAUCAGAAAGUCGCAAAGACGAAUGGAGGCGAACCCAACGCAGGCCGAUACUGUCACGUGUGGGCCAGACAAGCUGGCUUCUCGCCUGAUGAAAUCACGGCCACGUGGGACUGCUGGAGAUACGCCGGGCAAAGAGUGACUCAGUUCUCUCAAAGCUGGGCAGGGAGAAUCCUCCAACCUGGAUUCACGGGGACGGCAGUCAGGGAAGGGUUCGCGACAGAAGAAGAGAUCAAGAGCCUCUCUGAAGGUUGGAAGAGAUGGGGUAUGGAGCAGGAUGCCUUCUUAGGCAUUCCUAACGGACAAAUCUUGUGCCGUAAGACAUAG